UAAAUGACUAGUGGAUUCCCCUGCCUGCUUACAACAAACGCACCAAGCCGGAGACAAAUAAUGGUAGGGUCUUCUUCUUUGCAAGUUGUCAUGAACAUUAAUUUUAUUGUUGAAAACUAACCAGCCAAACACUUUAACUCUGGAAGGAGAGACACUUUUCCACAAAAACUUUCCCCACUCCCGAACAGAACCCAGCUGAGCAUAACUUAACCUCGUAAAGGCCGAUUUGCAAGAGAAUACUUCGUUAACGUCAGGUAUCCAAGCCCUCCUAUCUUCUAAAACUCCUGGUAGAGACACCCUCUCUAACAAAAGUAAUAACUAAGAGAGACUGGUGAUCUCCCUAUCGAACAAAUUCCUUCUAAAGCGCAAAUCCCAUCCCUGAGAUUGGAGGCCCGCAUCCCCUCUUAAGACCACCAAGUCCCUUAUCAAACAAUUUCUGGAACUUGUAAUCAAAAAUAAAUCUGGGAACUAGCAUAUUCAUAGUGAAAAGGAAAACUGAUUCUUAUUUAUUUAUUGUUUUUCUAUUUUACAAUUACUAUUAUUCCACUGAUGUUUUUUUAGUUUUUUUUAGAUUUCAAACCUCAGGACAGAAAAAAGACAUAAAGUUCAUCAUCAUUGGAGCAGUUUCAGCUUUUUGUCUUCUUUUCAUAGGUUCUGUCAUUUUUUGGUGCAAAUGCUAUAUUGGAACCAAGGAAUCUAGGGAAAAAAUAUAUUGUCAUCAAAUUUCUCAUUAGAAAUUUUGUAAGGUACUCGGGUAAAAGAAUUAAAGUUCAGAUUUCCUACCUAUGCUAGAAAAAGCAAUUGCAUGAUUCAUUAUCUGCGCAUUGCUACAUAUAUUUUUACCAAAAUAAAUAAAAAAUUUAUGCAUAGGAUCUACAUUUAUGGGGUUGACAUAAUAUUCCAGACCAUAAGUAAGUAUAUAUCAAUCUAUUCUAGAUUUGUAUUUUCUUCUUUGCUCUUAUCUUUCUUAAUUUUUCAAUGAAAGUCGAAUAACAUAUAAGAAAUUACUAUGUACAGUUCUAAGAGGAUUAGAUCUACAAACUGGUCAAGAAAGUAGAAAGUAGGAAGUAGAAAAAACAACCACGCAAGUCCAUGCUAUGACUCUGCUUCAAUGCAAUUCCGUGAGAAAGUAGUAUACAACAUAUGCCUAUCUUUUUUCUUGGUAUGCUAAGGCUAAGCUCAGCAAUGCUAAAAUUCCAAGUCCAAUUAAUAAUGUAUACCAUAUUAGUUAUCUAGAAUAAACAACGUGUCUGAUGAAGACUGAUUUUAAAGCUUUAUUUUUUCUUCUCAAAGUCGGUCCAAGAAAUCUGCUUCACAUACACACAAGAAAAUAUGGAUUAUCAUUCAAUGUUUCUCCAUCAAAUUAUUUAAAUACAUAUAUACACAUCUAAAAAUAUCUGGUUUUGAUUCAAAGUCGUAGGUAACAGUAAUUACAUUAGAGAGGAAACAUGAAAACAGUAAAGUGGGGUUCAGCUUUGAAUUUUCUCAAUCAUAUUUUCAUGGGGUUGGGGAAGAAUAUUUUCAUGGGGUUCCAGACUGUUAGCUAUUGGUUCACAUAACUAAUGUCUAGGCUGUUUAUUCUUUGUAGUUAGUUAUUUCUGUUACUACUGUUUCAUCAAAACAGUUAGGAUAGCUAGCUAUAUAUAAAGACCUCUCGGUCUCAGGCUAAGUGCAACAGAUUGUAUUUUUCUUUAGUUUUCACUUGAGCUGUAACUCUGUACUAAGAGAGAGCAUAGUGAGUUUCUGUAACUAAGAUUCAAUACAAGAUCAAUAAAGUGACUAUUCAAAACCAGUUUCUGGUUUGGUGCAUCUUCCUUUGUGUUCUGUUUUUCUUCUUCCUAAACUAUUGAGAUUUGUUUCUAGUUCUUGUAACUGUGUUCUGUUUCUACUUUGUACUACACAGACUUAACUAAUAUGAUAUGUGUAGCCCAAAAUAGCUAAUUUUCAAGAAGUUGGUGAGCAUCAAAAAUGGAUUCUGAAAGCAACUGUUGUUGGUUUAUGAAUACAUGGAAAACAAUAGCCUAGCACAUUCUUUAUUUGGUUCUGAAGAAGUUGAAGUGAAAUUAGACUGGAAUACAAGGCAAAGAAUAUGUAUAGGCAUUGCAAGAGGUCUGGCUUUCCUACAUGAGGAAUCAGCUCUGAAAAUUGUACAUAGAGACAUCAAAGCCACAAAUAUACUACUAGACAGGGACCUUACCCCAAAAAUAUCAGACUUUGGUCUGGCCAAACUAAAUGAAGAGGACAACACCCACAUUAGCACUAGAGUUGCUGGAACUAUAGGAUAUAUGGCCCCUGAAUAUGCAUUAUGGGGUUACUUAACUGAUAAAGCAGAUGUCUACAGUUUUGGAGUAUUGACAAUGGAAAUUGUGGCUGGAAAAAAUAACAUGAAAUACCGCCCGAAUGAAAACUUUGUGUGCCUUCUAGAUUGGUGCAGGCCCUAUUCUUGCAACAAAAGGGGGAUGUAAUGGAGCUGGUGGAUCCAAAGUUGGGAUCCAAAUCCAAAUAUCAUGGGGGUGUGCCUUACUGUGCCUUAAUUGAGAAUUAUAUACUCAUGCUAAUAGUAUCUUUAGUAGAUGAAUAAUUGACUUCUGAAAAGACCAAGAAAAUCAAA
Molecule: messenger RNA, 2611 nt
Organism: Humulus lupulus (European hop)
Lineage: Eukaryota; Viridiplantae; Streptophyta; Magnoliopsida; Rosales; Cannabaceae
Product: probable LRR receptor-like serine/threonine-protein kinase At1g53430
Exons: 4
Coding region: 2007-2465 (152 amino acids)
Biological process (GO): protein phosphorylation
Molecular function (GO): ATP binding; protein kinase activity
Source: RefSeq, a predicted model, not a curated record